AUGGCGGAACUCAAGCAGAACCACUCCCUUCUCAUCCGCCUGGGCCUCUCUUCCGACAACCACGCCAUCUCCCCUCUCAUCAUCUUCUCCUCCCUCUCUCCACACGGCGAUCUCCGCUACGCUGCCACCCUCUUUUUCACCCUCACAGACCCUGACACCUUUCUCUUCAACACUCUUAUCAGAGCCUUCUCCCUCUCCCAAACCCCCUCCAUUUCCUUCCUCUUCUACUCUGACAUGCUCUAUCGCGCUCUCUCACCCAACAACUUCACCUUCCCAUCUCUCAUCAAAUCCUCAUCACCAUCCGCUAUAAUUCACCAUGGCAGACAGGUCCAUGCCCAUGUUCUCAAGUUUGGGUUUGGGUCUGAUGUUUAUGCUCUCAAUGCCUUAGCUCAUAUGUAUGUUAUUUUUGGUUUGUUGGGUGAUGCAAGGAAGGUGUUUGAUAGAAUGCCUGUGAGGAUCGUUGUGUCUUGGACUAUUAUGAUUUCUGGGUAUGCUCAAUGGGGCUUGUGGAUGAGGCUCUCACUGUUUUCGAGCUCUUGCCACAAAAGAAUUAUGUUGCUUGGAAUGUUGUCAUUGCGGCUUUCGUUGGCAACAAUCGAUUUCGAGAGGCUUUUGGUUUGUUUCAUAGGAUGA
Molecule: messenger RNA, 633 nt
Organism: Arachis duranensis
Lineage: Eukaryota; Viridiplantae; Streptophyta; Magnoliopsida; Fabales; Fabaceae
Product: pentatricopeptide repeat-containing protein At1g08070, chloroplastic-like
Exons: 1
Coding region: 1-633 (210 amino acids)
Biological process (GO): RNA modification
Molecular function (GO): protein binding; RNA binding
Source: RefSeq, a predicted model, not a curated record